Molecule: messenger RNA, 1951 nt
Organism: Asparagus officinalis (garden asparagus)
Lineage: Eukaryota; Viridiplantae; Streptophyta; Magnoliopsida; Asparagales; Asparagaceae
Product: high-affinity nitrate transporter 2.3-like
Molecular function (GO): nitrate transmembrane transporter activity
Source: RefSeq, a predicted model, not a curated record
CGUCCGUAUAUAUAGACCUAAGUAAGAAGCUACCUCCCAAACUCACAACCUUUGAUUUUUCCUUUUUUUCUUUUCCCCUCUACGUACGUAUAUAGAGUUCCCGAUCGAGAGAAUCAAAAUCAGUUUGUAUCGGAAUUAGGAUCAGACAAAAUUAAUAAUUCUAAUUCCAUAUUAAUGGAAGAAGUAGGUGAUCACGGAUUCAAUGAGAAAUCGUCAGCAAUGGAAAUGGAGCACUCAUCAGCGACAGUUUCCAAGCGGAAGUUCGCGCUGUCGGUGGACUCAGAGAGCAAGGCCACUGAAUUCAAGCUGCUGUCGUUGGCAGCCCCUCACAUGCUCUCCUUUCACCUCUCAUGGUUCUCCUUCUUCACCUGCUUCGUCUCCACCUUCGCGGCCCCUCCCCUCCUCCCUGGGUCCAUUCGCGCGGGACAGACCUCAUACACUCACCGGGCCCCCCGAGAUCGGAAUGCCGGCGAGAUCGCCUCCGUGUCGCGCCGGCGAGUCGCUCGCCCGUACUCCUUAGUUGGGCGAUCCGCCUGUGACCUCGUAGGCCCUCGCCCUUCCUCCGCCGGCCUCAUACCCAUCACCGACUCCCAGUCCGUCUAUGCCACCUGCUUGUUAUCAACUCACCCUGCGAACCGUACCCUCCUGGCGCGCGCUUCUUCACGGGCAGGCUUCAGCCUCGCCUCCUGUCUCGCUGGCCAGUUCUGGAUGAGGCUCGCAUGUUUUCUUCCACGCAAGGUUGGGAACCGCAACGGCCUUGCUGGAGGGUGGGGAAACCUCGGCGGUGGGGGCUAGCAGCAGCUUCUGAUGGCCUGCUGCUGUUCGAUCUUAUUCUCAGAUGGGUCGACGAGGUUUGUGGCGUGGCGGGUGGCCUUUAUCCCGGGCCUAAUGCAGACCGUCAGCGCCAUCGCUGUAUUAGCGCUGGGCCAGGACAUGCCUGAAGGUAACUACCGGAAGCUCGAGAAGUCCGGGGACAAGCACAAGGAUGGUCUCUUCAAGGUCUUCCUCGCUGGGGUAACAAAUUACAGGGGUUGGAUAUUGGGAUUGACGUACGGGUACUGCUUCGGGGUGGAGCUGACGAUAGACAACAUCAUAGCUGAGUACUUCUUCGACCGCUUCGAUGUCAACCUGAAAGCAGCAGGGACGAUCGCCGCCAGCUUCGGACUGGCCAACAUAAUAUCGAGGCCUGGGGGUGGAUGGGUGUCGGACGCGGUGGGAAAGAGGUACGGGAUGAGGGGGAGGCUGUGGGCUCUGUGGAUCACUCAGACCAUCGGAGGAGUGCUGUGCGUGGCGCUUGGGAGGAUGGGAACGCUCAGCUCGUCCGUGGCCGUCAUGCUUCUCUUCUCCUUCUUCGUUCAGGCUGCCUGUGGCUUGACUUUUGGNGUCGUCCCUUUCGUCUCCAGACGGGCAUUGGGGCUCAUAUCUGGGAUGACGGGAGGCGGUGGAAACGUGGGAGCGGUCCUGACCCAGCUCAUAUUCUUCAAGGGAUCCACAUACUCGAGGGAGAAAGGCAUCACUCUGAUGGGCAUCAUGAUCAUCUGUUGCUCCCUGCUCAUCGCCCUCAUCCACUUCCCGCAGUGGGGAGGAAUGCUCCUCGGGCCCACACCAAACGCCACUGAAGAAGGCUACUACGCCUCUGAAUGGAGUUCCAGCGAGAAAGACAAAGGCUACCAUCAGUCUAGCUUGAAAUUUGCUGACAACAGCAAGAGCGAAAGAGGCAAGAAGAAAACAUCCGAAUCUUCACUUACCGUGCCUGUGGAUUAUUCAUCGCCUACACAUGUUUGAUUCUCUGUCUACUUGUCAAUGCCAAAUAUGUAUGCAGACGGAUGUAUACGUAUGGCAAGGUUAAUUUCCCCUUUGUCACCGCUAUCCCUUUGUGUAUAAAUAAAAAUAUAUGUGGCCUUAAAAAAAACUUUUUCUAUAAACACACAGUGAUGGUAUUGUGAGCUGA